Rotaria sordida is the source of this 627-nucleotide messenger RNA. NCBI's taxonomy places the organism in Eukaryota, Metazoa, Rotifera, Eurotatoria, Philodinida, Philodinidae. The record is from the annotation of a GenBank genome assembly.
AUGGUUGUGAAGAUUCGCGCUGAAAAUAUCGAUGGGGUUGUUGAAAAGCCAAAACUUUGUCAACCAAAAGCGCUCCAUGUUCCAGCAAUAAAUUUACAAGGAGCUUCCGUAAAAGAUAUACCAGUAUCAAAUCGAAUUAUAAGUCGUAUUUUACGUGAAGCAAACAAUUUGAAGCAAAAACCACUAGAAAACUUUACCAUCUUUGUUUGUAACGAUAAUGCCCUUUUUUGGAAACUCAUCAUGACAGGUCCGAUAGAUACCUACUACUAUGGCUAUACAUGGCUUCUGUCUGUUGAAUUUUCACAGGAUUAUCCUUUUCGACCACCAGACAUUCGAUUUGUCACGCCCAUUUAUCAUUGUAAUAUCAGCGAUGAUGGAUUAAUCUGUCAUGAAAUCUUACGUAGUCACUGGACACACCAGACAAUUAUCUAUGAUGUACUCAAGCAAAUUAUUGGCUUGCUUUCCGAACCAGAGCCAAAUGAUGCGAUAUCAACAGCUAAAGGUAAUCUUUAUAAUACAGCACGGGAAGAUUAUUACAAGGAAUUAAAAGAAUAUAAUGAAAAAUAUGCUAAGGCAACUAUCGAAGAACUCAAAAAACAAUAUCAACUUGAACAAUAUGACAUUUAA